AUGAGUGUUGGCACAAGCACCGACACUGAACAAGCACCGUCACCGGCUGCGGCACCAGCUAAGGGAUUGCAAGAUGACAGUGUCGCCACUGGCACCGAAAACCCAACAUCGACAACUGAGAAUGAGAAUGCACGACCAGAUGCAGAGGCAACCCCAAAAUCAGAACAUGAGGACUCGGCACCGACACAAUCUUCGUCCUCGCUCCUAGCAUCUCUCUGGUCCCCUAUCAGCUCGCUUCUCCAAGGUUCAAAGCCAGUCCCAGUUUCGACUGGCAGUUCGGAAGUAUCAAAUGAAACGAGCUCAACGACAACCCAAGAAACGAAUCUAAACAAGGACACCAAUUCCAAGGACACCAAUUCCAAGGACUCAAAAUCCACAUCUCCAUCUACCAACACAAACCCCAACAAACGACCUUCACCAAAAGAACCCUCACCACAAUCACAAUCACAAUCCCCAGAACCAGAACCAGAACCAGAAGCAUACUACACCCCAAAAGAUGUCCCCCUUUUCAAAGCCCUCCAAAAAAAGCGUCUAAGUGGAACCCGCACAAAACAACUCCUCCGUGCUGCAUCCCGUGCGUACAACGAUCCCCCUCCACCACCGGAACUCGGGACUUGUUGCGGGAGUUCGUGUGACCCAUGCGUGAAUGAUUUGUGGAGGGAGGAGAGGGAUGUUUGGAGGGAGAGGUGGGGGGAUCGGAGGGUUGAGGGGGAGAGUGAUGGUGGUAGUGGUAGUGGGGGGAGGAAGGAGUUGGAGUGGUGA
This is a messenger RNA of Penicillium cataractarum, 762 nucleotides long. RefSeq lists its product as uncharacterized. The transcript has a single exon. The record is from RefSeq and is a predicted model, not a curated record. Bases 1 to 762 code for a protein of 253 amino acids. Lineage: Eukaryota; Fungi; Ascomycota; Eurotiomycetes; Eurotiales; Aspergillaceae.